Molecule: messenger RNA, 3711 nt
Organism: Salpingoeca rosetta
Lineage: Eukaryota; Choanoflagellata; Craspedida; Salpingoecidae
Product: TK/HMTK protein kinase
Exons: 25
Coding region: 373-3336 (987 amino acids)
Biological process (GO): protein phosphorylation; positive regulation of kinase activity; cell surface receptor protein tyrosine kinase signaling pathway
Cellular component (GO): signaling receptor complex
Molecular function (GO): transmembrane receptor protein tyrosine kinase activity; ATP binding
Source: RefSeq, a predicted model, not a curated record
ACGCAAACUGCAGCAUGAAAAGUAGUCGCACACGCUUGCUGUUGGAUUCCGGACAAGCGAAGAGUGGCGAUGGCGGUGGCGAUGGCGCAACGAGUGGAAUGCCGAGCGGACAAGGUGUUGAUGUUGUUGUGUUGGUGUUGGUGUUGAGAACCAAACACCAGCCAGCCAGCCACUCCUGAACAUCACCACCACCGCCGUUGUCGUCCUCGCUCGCUCACAUCCUUCCAUCCAACCAACCGACGACCUUCCACUACUCUCAACAGAAGCGCAGCCCGCAAACAACCCUCAACACAGAGGAAGAAUCCAAACACAUACCCACCCACAGCACCACAGCACCGAACCCAGAGCACCAAACCCAGAGCACCGGGCAGGAUGAUGCGCCGGAUCAGCCGGUCCAACAACAACAAUGCGUUGGCAGCAGCGACGCGUGGCACCGUGCGUGCCAGCUUUGAGGCGCGCUACCAUGGCAGCGUGCCGUGCUCGGAGCCAAAGGGCAACGCCGUGUGCAUGGACGCCGUGUCUCGCAUUCACGCCCUCAAGCUCAAGCCCCAGGCCGUUAACAUUGUCAUCACAGACAAGGGCAUCUACGUUGAUGACCGCAACACAAAAGAGCUCAUCAAGAAGGUUCCUCUGAACAACCUCUCAUGGGUGUGCACAGAUCCUCGCAACAAGCAUCUCUUCUCCUUCAUCUACCACGAGUCACGAACCAACAAGAUGGAUUGCUACACCUUCUCCCUCAAGAAGAACGGCAAAGUCUUUGUCAAGGCUUGCAACGCCGCCAUUGCCGACAUGGUUGCCGAAGGAUCACGAGCAGAGGCAGAGGCCAUGCUCAUCGCCGCAAGCACUCCCAUCAUGCCUGUCGUGUAUGAGGAGGCCGAUCCAACACGUGACCAGGGCGGCGAACUGUACACGGACGUUGCUGGCGAAGAGGAAGAGGAGCAGGGCCGCAUCUUCGCCGAUGCCGAUGCGUGGGUGGACGCGAGCUAUCUUGACUCUGCCAUCGGCUGCUUCAAGGCCGUUUAUCGCGGCGGCAUUCCUGUGAAAGACAUUGAAGGCUUCCGCGUUGUGCAGCAGGCUGCUGCUCGCGUGAAAGACUUUGGCAUGGACGCCAAGGAGGUGACACUCGUGGUCACGGAGGCGCAGGUGCUGAUGGUGGAGAGAGACACUGGCGACCACUUGCAAGAGUCCCCAAUCAAGCACGUCUCAUACAGCUUGUUGGAUCCGCGUGACAACACCCACUUCUACUACAUUGUCAACGACCCCAAGCUUGGCUUUGGCUACUGUCACGUCCUCCGUCUCAUCACAGGCUUUGAUGCCAUCGCAACAUGCUUCGCUGCUGCGCAUCGGUGCGUGGCCCGCGAGCGAGAGCGCGCCAUCCGCGAAGGAAAAGUCAUUACGCAACCGCGUGGCCGCAGACGCAAGGAAGUGCACAAACCGCCCAUUGGCGUGCAUGAGCUCAAGUACUUGGGCGCUGUUCGUGUCAAAGACGCCGUUGGCAACCAGGUUGCGUCACGCGCAAUGCUGGACCUGAAGACCAAAUUCCAGCACGUGCUCAAGCUUGGGGAAGAGGACGACUGGACCGCUGUUGGCGACCGCAUCGUGCUCGUCAUGACAACCGAGGGUGUCAGGGUUGUGGAACUGGCCACAGGCGAUGUGCUUCACUUCACGUACAUUCGCGACAUUGCCUUCAGCACACAUCUGCACAGCGGCUACGACAGAAAGCACAACCCUGAGCACGACAUCUUUGCGUACAUUGCGCGCGAUGAAAAGCUCUCUCGAACCGUCUGCCAUCUCUUUAAGUGCCCGCCCGGCGCUGCGCGGGAGAUUUGCAAGACAGCCGCGUUUGCAUUCAAGAUCUGCAUGGAGGAGAUGCAACGGGCAGAGGCAGACAACCCCUUCAAUGCAACGACAAAGAGCGAGUUGGACAUCUCGGAUCUGUUCCCGCCACACCUGCUCAUCUCGCGGCGUGACAUCAAAGCGAUCAAGGUGCUCGGUGCAGGUCAGUUUGGCACGGUGUGGCUCGCGUUGCAACGCAUCCGCAAGGGAACGAAAGUCAGCCAGAAACACCGCGCCGUCAAGCUUCUCAGGCCUGGUGCGUCGGAGCUGGACCAGGAAGACUUCCUUGCUGAGGCCAUCACCAUGAGCAAACUCGACCACCCAAACCUCGUGUCGUUGGUGGGCGUGUCUGUCAACCACAUGCCGUGGCUCGUCGUGCUCGAGUUUAUGCGUUACGGUGACGUCAAGAACGUCCUCGUGGCUGCCCGUGAGAAGGGCAUCAAGUUGACGUACGGAGAGCAGCUCAACCUCAUGCUGCAGCUCACGUCUGGUAUGACGUAUCUCGCAUCCAAGCGGCUUGUGCACAUGGAUCUUGCUGCGCGAAAUUGCCUGCUGCACACAACGAACAUCCUCAAGAUUGGCGAUUUCGGCCUGACCAAACCGUUUGACGAGGGCAAAGAGUACUACAAGCUGAAGCCAAACAUGACCGUGAAACUUCCCGCCAAAUGGAUGGCUGUGGAGUGCCUCAACCAGCUCAUCUUCUCAGAGGCCUCAGACGUCUGGGCGUGCGGUGUGACCAUGUGGGAGAUUGCCACAUAUGGCAUGCCCCCGUAUCAGCAGUUCAAGAACAAGGAGAUGCGUCGUAUUCUCAAGCAGGGCACGCGACUCGAACAGCCGAGCAACUUUGGGUGCCCCGAUGAGCUGUAUCAGGUUAUGCUCACGUGCUGGACGGCCGAGGCCAAAGACCGCUGCUCCUUCCGUGAUCUUCGUGGUCGUCUCCACAAACUCCUCCAGGCCGAGCAGGCGCGCACCAACAACCCCGAGUUCCGCGACAUUGGUCUGAUGGUCAACGAUGGCGUCGCAAAGGAGCUGCCAACUCAACGCGAGACAGUUGUGGAAAUGUACUCCUCAUUUACGCCGGGAACUGGUGGCGGCAACUACUUUGACGUGGACGGGGCAGAUGGCGAUGGCAGAGGAAAGGCCACGGGUGCUGACGGAUCGUACUUCCAAGUGGGUGGUGAUGAUGAUUCCAAGGGCUCCAGUGCCCAACGUGGCGGCGAUGGCGCCUACCUUCAGAUUGCAAACGAGGACGAUGAUGAAAGCUACAUGCAGAUUGAAGCAGCCAUGCGCAACGGCGAGAACUUUGGCGACGUUAGCCGCCGCAACCCGCUCUUUCAGGACGCAGAUUAUUUCGACGUCGAUUCCUCGGGCAUUCCUCUCGAUCAAGACGCAUACUUUGAUGUGCAGGGCGGCGAUGGCGCUGACGACGACGAGGAGGAAGAAGACUCGUAUCUUGCCGUGUGCCGUGACCUCGGCAAACUCGGCAACCCAGACGCAUGAUGAUGAUGAUGAUGAUGAUGAUGAUGCUGGUGAUGAUGAUGCUGGUGAUGAUGAUGCUGGUGAUGAUGGUGCUUCCUCGUUGGCUUUUGUUGCGCCUGCCUUCUUUCCCCCGUGUCGCUUGCUCCUUUUGCUGUGUUUGGUUUUGGAUUGUCAUGUGUAUGCAUGUGCUGGGCACGUGCAUGCUCGUGCGAACACGCCCACACGACAACACAUGUAACGCAUGUGUGUAUACGCUGUCGACUGUGCCUGGUGUGAUGAUCACACAUCAGCGCUUGUGCAACGCAAGCGCUUCCCUCGUUUCCCCGCGUUGAUGAUGUUAACCGCAAUACAAACAAGUGUUAAGAAGCAUUCGUUACACUGGCGCUUGGACUGAUG